Ornithodoros turicata is the source of this 1260-nucleotide messenger RNA. RefSeq lists its product as uncharacterized. The record is from RefSeq and is a predicted model, not a curated record. NCBI's taxonomy places the organism in Eukaryota, Metazoa, Arthropoda, Arachnida, Ixodida, Argasidae. Bases 1 to 1260 code for a protein of 419 amino acids. The transcript has a single exon.
AUGAAGGAAAUUGAGGCAUACUGCGAAGAUUCCGGUGCGUGCCUUAACAAAGACAAGUCUAUUGGAAUAUGGGCUGGACAGUGGGGGUCGACACCGAUAACGCUUGAGGGUAUCAAAUGGCAAUGCGAACCCAGUGUAUAUUUAGGAGUGCCGCUGCAGGAAUCUCGAAACCCAAACAAGAUGUGGACGGAACUGUGCAAGAAAGUGCGGACCCGUGCGAACAUGUCCAAAGUAGAGGAAAUGUCCAUUUUUCAAAGGGCAGCUGUGUGUAAUGUAUUUUUAGUGGCAAAACUUGUCUACUGGUUGCAGGUGAUGCAGUGCUCACGGGCGAAGUUGCAACAAUUUCAUAGGGUUUUUGCGAGUUUUAUAUGGAAAUCCAACUUUGAAUCGAUGCGAAGAAGCAACCUUUUCAAACCUGUGUGUGACGGAGGCGUGGGAUUGCAGCAUCUUUUCGUUAAGCAAUUGAUAAUGAGACUGUUUUUCUUUCGUCGGUGCAGGCACCCUGUGUUGCGUAGCAUGUUACAGAGUGUCGGCUAUGUGCACCUCCCAGAGAUUGUUGUAGCAACAGUUAAACGUACCUUCUCGGUGUCCGGUUUCUACAAAGAAGUGGUGGAAAGCAUCCGUUUUCUUUUGACGAGGUUUUCACCAGAAUAUUUAUUCAGUGUCUCAAGGUCGAAACUCACAGUAGACCUAGUAGACUGUCUUUUCCCUGUGCCAGUCUAUCGACAAAUUCUGGAUGAAUGGUCGGGAUUGGAUGUAUUAUGCAGAGUGAGGAAAAUGCCAAUCAAACCUGUAAUGAAAACGUUUUUCUUUAAGAUACAUACCAAUACAUUACCUGUGAAAGCCUGGCUAGCACAGAAGGGCAUCUUUUUACCCUGGUCUGUUAACUGCAGGUACUGUAAAGAGCCAGAAACAAUUGAACAUGUCUUUUUGUACUGUACGGAAGCACAGUUUAUGUGGGAUGAUCUGAGUAGAGCCAUAGGGAAAAGAAUUCGACUCAACCCACACACGAUGCGGUAUCUCCCAUUGAUAGAAAAGUCGGGAUCACGGUACGAUACACUCUGUGUGAUUGCUAUGUUUUCCUUGUGGAAGUUGGUAAUUGCUGGGAGAAAUGAGGAGCCCAUGAGAACACCCAUGACCUAUAUAGCGGAUGAGCUCAUCCAAAUGAAGCGUUUUGCGGAAAUUAGAGGGCACGUACCGGACUGGAUGGAGAAAUUUUGUGUUAGUGUGGCUCCAAGACAGAGCUCACUUUUUACUUAA